This is a messenger RNA of Chelonia mydas (Green sea turtle), 7058 nucleotides long. RefSeq names its product protein tyrosine phosphatase receptor type S (gene PTPRS). The transcript is spliced from 38 exons. NCBI's taxonomy places the organism in Eukaryota, Metazoa, Chordata, Testudines, Cheloniidae. The record is from RefSeq and is a predicted model, not a curated record. Bases 293 to 6130 code for a protein of 1945 amino acids. Gene Ontology annotation, biological process: protein dephosphorylation. Gene Ontology annotation, molecular function: protein tyrosine phosphatase activity; protein binding.
GCUCGGGGAAUGACAUCACCUGUGAGAGUGUCUGGAGCCCGGGAGGGAGCCGGAGCCGCAGUGUCCCCCGCGCGCCCGCCCGCCCCCUCCUCCGCGCAGCAUCCUCAGCCGGGAGCCGAGCGGGUCCGGGGGAGGAGGGGGCUGCCCGGGAUUAAGGCGCCUCCUCCGGCCGGACGGCGGGCGAGGAUGUGAGCGGGCAGCCCAGCCGGCAGGUGCUGACGUCCCUUUGGAGGCUCUGUGAGUUUCGCUGAACUGGGGCCUUCCUGGCUGGGUUGGGAGGUCAUUGCCAAGAAUGAGGAUCCUUUGCAGCCCGGGAAUGUCUUCGCUGGUCCCGCUCGUGAACCUCCUCUCCUUGCUUCUGACUGGCUGCGUGUCUGAAAGUCCCCCUGAGUUCAUUAAAAAACCAGUGGACCAAAUUGGCGUGUCAGGAGGUGUGGCUUCUUUUGUAUGCCAAGCAACGGGGGAUCCCAAGCCCCGGGUCACCUGGAACAAGAAGGGGAAGAAAGUGAACUCGCAGAGAUUUGAGACCAUUGAAUUUGACGAGAGCGCGGGUGCUGUCCUGAGGAUCCAGCCCCUCCGGACUCCCAGGGACGAGAAUGUCUACGAGUGCGUCGCCCAGAAUGCUCACGGGGAGAUCACCGUCCAUGCUAAGCUCACCGUUCUCCGAGAAGACCAGCUGCCCUCUGGCUUCCCAAACAUUGACAUGGGACCCCAGCUGAAGGUGGUCGAGCGCACGCGGACGGCCACCAUGCUGUGCGCAGCCAGCGGGAACCCAGACCCGGAGAUUACAUGGUUCAAAGAUUUCCUGCCCGUCGACCCAAGCGCCAGUAAUGGAAGGAUAAAGCAGCUGAGAUCAGAGACCUUUGAAGGUACUCCAAUCCGAGGUGGCCUGCAGAUUGAGAGCAGUGAAGAGACUGAUCAGGGGAAGUAUGAAUGUGUGGCCAGCAACAGCGCCGGGGUGCGCUACUCUUCACCUGCUAACCUUUACGUGAGAGAGCUACGAGAAGUUCGCCGAGUGGCACCUCGCUUCUCCAUCCUGCCCGUCAGCCAUGAGAUCAUGCCCGGGGGUAACGUCAACAUCACCUGCGUGGCAGUGGGUUCGCCCAUGCCGUAUGUCAAGUGGAUGCAGGGGGCAGAAGACCUGACGCCCGAGGAUGACAUGCCGGUGGGCCGCAACGUCCUGGAGCUCACUGAUGUCAAGGACUCGGCCAACUACACCUGCGUGGCCAUGUCCAGCCUGGGGGUCAUAGAAGCCGUGGCUCAGAUCACAGUGAAAUCGCUGCCCAAGGCUCCCGGGACCCCUGUGGUAACAGAAACCACAGCAACCAGCAUCACCAUCACCUGGGACUCGGGGAACCCCGACCCUGUGUCUUACUACGUCAUCGAGUACAAGUCCAAGAGUCAGGAUGGCCCUUACCAGAUCAAAGAGGACAUCACUACCACGCGUUACAGCAUCGGAGGACUCAGCCCCAACUCGGAGUAUGAGAUCUGGGUGUCUGCCGUCAACACCAUCGGGCAGGGUCCUCCCAGCGAGUCCGUGGUGACCCGCACCGGGGAGCAGGCGCCAGCUAGCGCUCCUCGCAGCGUCCAGGGGCGGAUGCUGAGUGGCACCACCAUGAUCAUCCAAUGGGAGGAGCCGGUGGAGCCCAACGGGCAGAUCCGCGGCUACAGGGUGUAUUACACCAUGGAGCCGGACCAGCCGGUGAGCAACUGGCAGAAACACAAUGUAGACGACAGCCUCCUGACCACAGUCGGCAGCCUCUUGGAGGAUGAAACCUACACUGUCCGGGUCCUGGCCUUCACUUCCGUGGGAGAUGGGCCCCUCUCCGACCCCAUCCAGGUCAAAACACAGCAAGGAGUUCCUGGGCAGCCGAUGAACUUUCAAGCGGAAGCCAAGACGGAGACCAGCAUCAGAGUGUCGUGGAGCCCUCCCCGGCAGGAGAUUAUCGUGAAGUACGAACUCGGCUACAGGGAAGGAGAUCGCGGCAGGGAGGUGUUGAAGACCUUUGACCCGGCGACCUCGUUCACAGUGGAAGGUCUAAAGCCCAACACUGAGUAUGUCUUCCGGCUGGCUGCCCGCUCGGCUCUGGGCCUGGGGGCCUACACCCCGGAGGUCAGGGAGCGGACCCUGCAGUCUAAACCGUCUGCCCCCCCUCAAGACAUAAACUGCGUCAGCACCAGAUCCACUGCCAUUCUGGUAAGUUGGCGGCCUCCGCCGGCCGAGAGCCAAAACGGUGUCCUGGCUGAAUACAGCGUCCGCUAUCGAGCGCUGGACUCUGAGGACACGGAACUGAAGGAGGUGAAUGAUAUCCCCCCAACCACCAAUCAGAUCCUCCUGGAACAGCUGGAAAAGUGGACAGAAUAUCGCAUCACCGUGGUGGCGCACACGGAGGUGGGGCCAGGCCCGGAGAGCUCGCCAGUCGUCGUCCGAACAGACGAAGAUGUGCCCAGCGCCCCACCUCGCAAAGUGGAGGUGGAGGUUCUGAACUCGACGGCCAUCCAAGUGUUCUGGCGCUCUCCAGUCCAGAACCGCCAGCAUGGGCAGAUCCGUGGCUAUCAGGUCCACUAUGUGCGCAUGGAGAAUGGAGAGGCCAAGGGGUUGCCCCAGAUCAAGGAUGUCAUGCUGGCUGAUGCCCAGUGGGAAACAGAUGACACUGCUGAAUAUGAAAUGAUCAUUGCUGGGCUCCAGCCCGAGACCUCGUACUCCAUCACAGUGGCGGCUUACACCAUGAAAGGGGACGGCGCCCGCAGCAAACCCAAACUGGUCACGACUAAGGGUGCAGUUCCAGGGAAGCCCAUCCUGUCCGUGCAUCAGACUCAGGAGAAUUCUCUCCUGGUGAAAUGGGAGCCUCCCUUGGAUGCCGAGGGCCAGGUCAUGGGUUACCGGCUCCAAUUCGGUCGACAGGACAUAGAUCCCCUAUUCACCUUGGAGUUCACGGCCCAGGAGGAUAAGUACACCGCCACCAACAUCCACAAGGGCGCCACGUACGUUUUCAAGUUGGCCGUGAAAAGCCGGGCUGGCUUUGGGGAAGAGGCCGUGCAGGAGCUGACCAUCCCCGAAGACAUCCCCAAAGGUUACCCCCAAAUCCUCGAGGCGAGCAACAUCACCUCCAUGUCGGUCCAGUUCGGCUGGCUGCCCCCCGUGCUGGCCGAGAGGAAUGGAGCCAUUGUCAAGUACACCGUGGCCUACCGGGAAGCCGGUUCCCCCGGCAACCCCUUGGAAAAAGACCUGUCCCCCUCCCCCGAGAACUCAUACACGCUCAACGGCCUCAAACCCAACACCGCCUACGACGUUAAAAUCCGGGCUCACACCAGUAAAGGGCCUGGGCCAUACAGCCCGACCGUCCAGUAUCGGACGUUCCUACUGGACCAAGUUUUGCCCAAAAACUUCAAGGUGAAGAUGGUGAUGAAGACAUCCGUCCUCUUGAGCUGGGAGUUCCCCGAGAACUACAACUCUCCCAUCCCCUACAAGAUCCAGUACAACGAGCUGAACAUCGAUGUGGACGGCCGCACCACCAAAAAGCUUAUCACCAAUCUGAAACCCCGCACUUUCUACAACUUUGUCCUGACGAACCGGGGGAACAGCAUGGGCGGCCUGCAGCAGAACGUGGCGGCCUGGACAACCACUGACAUGCUGACCAAGAAGCCGGAGGUGACUCACAAGGCCGACGCGGAUGGCAACGUGGUGGUGAUCCUGCCGGACGUGAAGAGCUCGGUGCCUGUCCAGGCUUAUUACAUCGUGGUGGUGCCUUUAAAGAAAUCAAGGGGGGGCCAGUUCGUGAACCCCGUGAGCAGCCCCGAGGAAAUGGACCUGGAAGAGGUGAUUCAGGACAUCUCUAGGCUUCAGCGCCGGAGCCUCCGUCAUUCCCGGCAGCUGGAUUUCCCCAAGCCCUACAUCGCUGCCCAUUUCCGCACGCUCCCCUCCCACUUCAUCCUGGGGGACAUGAAACACUACGACAACUUCGAAAACAAAGCCCUGGAGCCGGGACACAAAUACGUCCUCUUCAUCCUGGCAGUGCUGCAGGACUUGGAAGCUACGUUCGCAGCUAGUCCUUUCUCCGACCCGAUCCAGCUGGACAACCCCGACCCGCAGCCAAUCAUCGACGGAGAGGAGGGCUUGAUAUGGGUCAUCGGGCCAGUCCUCGCCGUGGUCUUCAUCAUCUGCAUCGUCAUCGCCAUCCUGCUCUACAAAAACUCCCCGGACAGCAAGCCAGACAGCAAACGGAAAGACUCCGAGCCGCGGACCAAAUGUCUCCUGAACAACGCCGAGAUCACUCCUCACCACCCCAAGGACCCGGUGGAGAUGAGACGCAUCAACUUCCAGACUCCAGAUUCUGGUCUGAGCAGCCCUCUCAGUGACCCUGAGUUUGACUUUGAAAGUAUGCUCAACCACCCACCAAUCCCCAUCUCCGAGCUGGCAGAACACACGGAGCAUCUCAAAGCCAACGAUAACUUGAAAUUAUCCCAAGAGUAUGAGUCCAUUGACCCUGGCCAGCAAUUCACAUGGGAGCACUCAAACCUUGAAGUGAACAAGCCCAAAAACCGCUACGCUAACGUGAUCGCCUAUGACCAUUCCCGCGUCAUCCUGCUGCCCAUUGAAGGGAUUGUGGGCAGUGACUACAUUAACGCCAACUACAUCGAUGGCUACCGAAAGCAGAACGCCUACAUUGCCACCCAGGGGCCUCUGCCGGAGACCUUCGGAGACUUCUGGCGGAUGGUGUGGGAGCAGCGCUCAGCUACUGUUGUGAUGAUGACAAAGCUUGAGGAGAAAUCUCGGAUCAAGUGUGACCAGUACUGGCCAGGCCGGGGCACGGAGACCUAUGGGAUGAUCCAAGUGACCUUACUAGACACUAUUGAAUUGGCCACAUUCUGUGUUCGGACAUUCUCCCUUCACAAGAAUGGCUCCAGUGAGAAGAGAGAGGUGCGCCAAUUCCAGUUCACAGCAUGGCCCGACCAUGGAGUCCCUGAGUACCCUACCCCAUUCCUGGCUUUCCUGAGAAGGGUCAAAACCUGCAACCCUCCUGACGCUGGCCCGAUCGUAGUGCACUGCAGCGCGGGAGUCGGACGGACAGGCUGUUUCAUCGUGAUUGAUGCCAUGCUGGAGAGGAUAAAGCAUGAGAAGACAGUGGACAUUUAUGGGCACGUCACCCUCAUGAGGUCACAGCGGAACUACAUGGUCCAGACAGAAGACCAGUACAGCUUUAUACACGAUGCCUUGCUGGAGGCCGUCGCUUGCGGUAACACAGAGGUCCCAGCCAGGAAUCUCUACACUUACAUUCAGAAACUGGCGCAGAUAGAGGUGGGCGAGCACGUGACAGGCAUGGAGCUGGAGUUCAAGCGACUUGCCAACUCCAAAGCCCACACUUCCAGGUUCAUAAGCGCCAACCUCCCGUGCAACAAAUUCAAGAAUCGCCUUGUCAACAUCAUGCCAUACGAGACCACCCGCGUCUGUCUUCAGCCCAUCAGGGGAGUGGAGGGGUCAGACUAUAUCAAUGCCAGUUUUAUCGAUGGAUACAGACAACAGAAAGCCUACAUUGCCACUCAAGGGCCGCUGGCAGAGACCACCGAGGAUUUCUGGCGGAUGCUCUGGGAGAACAACUCCACCAUCGUGGUGAUGUUGACCAAGCUGCGAGAGAUGGGUCGGGAAAAGUGCCAUCAGUAUUGGCCUGCUGAGCGAUCAGCACGGUAUCAGUACUUUGUGGUGGAUCCCAUGGCUGAAUACAACAUGCCUCAGUAUAUCCUUCGAGAAUUCAAGGUUACUGAUGCCAGGGAUGGUCAGUCCCGAACCGUUCGUCAGUUCCAGUUCACUGACUGGCCCGAACAAGGUGUGCCAAAAUCAGGAGAGGGUUUUAUCGAUUUCAUUGGACAGGUGCAUAAGACAAAGGAACAGUUCGGUCAGGAUGGGCCAAUUUCUGUCCACUGCAGCGCCGGAGUGGGCAGAACUGGGGUGUUCAUCACACUGAGUAUCGUCCUGGAGAGAAUGCGUUAUGAGGGUGUUGUAGAUAUUUUCCAGACAGUUAAGAUGCUGCGAACACAACGACCAGCGAUGGUGCAGACGGAGGAUGAAUAUCAGUUCUGUUACCAGGCAGCUCUGGAGUAUCUGGGAAGUUUUGAUCACUAUGCAACAUAAAAAGCCAUCCGUCUUGCAGACUCUACCAACCACUUAAGUCCUGGAAGGCCUCUUCUGACCCAGGAGGAGUGCUUGAACUUACAAAACUGACUCCGAAGAAGUACCUUUUCAUUUGGACCAUGCAGUGGGGGAAGGAUUUGAAAGGAACACCCCUUCAGGAACUCCAUGUUGUAACCUGGAACGUGAAGAGGCAGCUCAGCAGGGUGCUGAAGGAUGAUUUUAAGUGGUGAACUGCUCCUGUUACCUCAAGUGGUGUUUGCUGUGUAGGGCAUAUGGAAAUGUGUGGACAUCAUCGAACGGAUCCAAAAGUUAAACACACCCCUUGUGAAACGUUACCACUGAAGGGAGCAGAGAGGGCUGGAGAAGAGCAGGACACCAGCUUUGGUUACAUCAUUAGAGUUCAGUUUAUUUACUAAUCUAGUUGGCAGUCUUUAAAGGAAGUCACUUGCAGAGUUGAAGGUGCUGUGUAAAAAUAAAUAAAUCUCAAUACUUAAGCAAAAUUAAGGUCAGGAAUACUUCUAGCUGGAGUUUUAAUAAACCUCAGUCUCAUCAUUGGGCUGAUUCAGGGCUUAUCAGCCCCUUGCCAACACCAUUCCCUCAAUGCCUCUGCUCCAUCCCCCCCAAUCUUUUGCAUACUUGGAACAUUCCUCCUAAUCCCCACAUUUAUUUUUUUAGGCUAUUUAAAGGGGAAAAGCGGCUGUGCUCUAGGGGUCCCCCGCCUGUGGGCGGUCAGGUAGAGACAGGCUCUUCCCUGGCUGGGUACAAUGACUGUUGGUUCUCUUCUCCCCUUUUCAGCUCAUCCAGACACACACACAGACGGGCGCUGCUUUGAAUGAGACGUGUUAGGAGACUGAGCUGUACAGAAAUAGGACUUUCCAUAUUAAACCACCCCCUCCUUCUGCACGCAGCUGCCGUUCCCCUGGAAGGG